Molecule: messenger RNA, 5163 nt
Organism: Triticum aestivum (bread wheat)
Lineage: Eukaryota; Viridiplantae; Streptophyta; Magnoliopsida; Poales; Poaceae
Product: transcription termination factor MTEF1, chloroplastic
Exons: 2
Coding region: 2086-4368 (760 amino acids)
Biological process (GO): regulation of DNA-templated transcription
Molecular function (GO): zinc ion binding; double-stranded DNA binding
Source: RefSeq, a predicted model, not a curated record
CAUAAAUUGAGCUGGUGUGUUACUUUGGAGGAUAGCUCGCAAUGGAUUCAGUAAUCCUUGGAGGAAGGAUGGGUCCGAAGCAUGAGCUCUUUAAGAGGUGGCCAGUUUUGGUUCUAUGGUGGAGCUGUGGGACCUAUGUUUAGGAGUUGGGACUACUCUUUUGACAAUUGCUGGGAGGCGAGAUAAGGUAACGCAGUAACACACAUAAAUCAAUAUUUAGCAUACGUGUCAGUACGGCGAAAAUUUACCAACGAGCAUCAUACGGAUGAACUUUUUUAACUCCGUGGCGACUGAGGCGACUCGCGUGGCGACUGAGGCGAGCGCGGCGAGCCGGCCGCCGAUGCCAGCGGAUCCUUCUAAGAGGCGAGUAGGGGGGCGGUUCUGGGCUCUCGCUGGUUCGGAAGAUGAGGACAACGACGACGGGGACCCCGCCGGCAGAUCGCCGGCCGAUUACUCGCCGACGCCUUCCGACGUGAUCUGUGAGGCAUUCAGCCCCGGAUACUCGGAGGAGGAGGUGGCCGCGCUGGUCGACGAGAUUGUGCCUGGCGAUGAUCCGGCGCGGAUUGGGCUGCGUUUAGAGGAUAGGGUGGAGGUGGUUCGUCGGAUCGUUCACCGGAGGACGGCGGCGACGGCGAUUCGGCCUUGGAAAGGGCCACUGCCUAAGGUAUGCAUCCAACCACUAACCUUGUCCGAUUUUAUUCCGCAAGAUGCUUGGACUAGAGUGGUACGUAAGAAGAAGAAGAGGAUGGGGAUAUUGGAGCUAGCAACGCCGGCGUCGGUGAGCCGUACGGCGGCUGGGAUCCGGGCGGCUAGGGUUGCUCGUUUGAAUUCUCUCCUGGCCGUGAUGGGGCGGUCGAUGAGCGGGCCGGUUGUGAAUCUGUGCUUGGGUAUGAGGCCCAACAUGGGGGAGCUGAGGAGGGGCUGUCUGGACAGGUAUCGACUAGGCGUGUGGCCCAGGAGAGCCUGGACAAGUUUCCCGUGCCGAUCGAGCUGUGCAGGGUAGACGACGAUCGUGAUCGAGCAGACCGGGUCGGGGAUGAUCCGAAGUUUGUUGGGCCGGCGGAUGCUAUUGGGCCAACGUCUAGGGGGUAUGAGGCCCGUUUGGAUGUGGCUCCUAGCGAUACUACGGGGGGGGGGGGUGCAUGCAUGCUUUGUUCAUCCUCACCUUCGCCAUCGCUGCACCCUAGGGUUAGACGAUCGCCGCGCCUGCGUUUCGCCGGAUCUGGCCGGGCGCGCCGCAUCCUCCCUCUUGGUUCGAUGGCUGGAGCUGGAGGCGCUCCUCCUCCCGGGAAGAAGCCGCCUCCCAAUGGGGCUGGUCGGGCUGGGGGGUGCCGCCACCGGGUCCUGGCAGCGGACGGGGCGUGGUGCCGCCGGGUCCAGGUGCUGGCCGUGGAGCGCUGCAGGCGCCCGCUUCUGGUUCUGGUCGUGGUAGCGCGCCGAACACUCAUGCCACUGCGGCACGCGUGGCUGCCGGGGGCCCGUGGGGAGGCCGCCGGCUCCGGCCUUGCUGCCUGGCGGGCGGGGAGGACUGGGCGGACCGGGCUCCAGUCUUCGGCCGCUUGCUCCGGGAGGUGCGGCAGUGGAAGUUGUGGGCAGGGGGCCGUGCCUACUAGGCCUCCUGUGCCUUCGGGUCCGGUCCUUAGACCGUCUCCUUUCGUGCAGGGCACUACGGCCGUGGUAGCGGCGGGCCGGGGAGCUGCGCCACCUAGGCCUCAUGCCCCUCCUCCCCAUGUCGUUGCUCGCCCGCCCGAUUCUGCGCCUGCGCCCCGAGGUCAAUGGGGGGAUGACGGAUACGAUGCUUACGGGACUGGCCAGCACCGUGGUUCUUCAUCCACGGGUGGUGGUCGUGGUUAUGCCUGGUAGAGUGAUGGGUAAGUCGAGAGGCCUUUCUUGGGCCCUUCAGGUGGCUUCGUCGAGGGGCUCUCGGAUCCGGGUCAUCGGCACCGACAGGGUUAUCGAGGCUAUCGAGGUGGUCGGGGAGGUCGAGGGGGCCGGUACCGUCCACGUCCUCCGCCACCACCUGUUGUUGUAGACCAGACAACAGUUGACGGGGCUGUCGAGGAGCCUCUUCUGCCUGGCCACGCUAUGGAGGUGGUGACGGCUCUUGCUUCUAUGCAGGUUCCUGAGAACGAGGUUAUGACCGAUGUGUCUACGGAGUUGACAGAUAGGUCUGAGGUUGAUAGGGCAUCCAAGUGGUCGCGUAGGAAGGAAAAGAUGCUUUGUUAUCGUCGCGGUGGCAAGGGUCACUUCAUUGCGGAGUGUGUGGCUAUGUUAUGUGAUACCUGCGGUAAACUGGCACACGACUCUGCGGAGUGUCCGCUUCUGCAAGAUCAGGCACCGUCACUCAUGAUGUAUGGAGUGUACUGUGCUGAGUUAACUUUUUUUGAAUCUCCAAAUGAGCGAGAGGUUUCUGAUGAAUCCACGAGUAUGACCACGGGGAUAGUCAAGGUCACCAGAGGGGAGGUGUCUGAGACACAGAUCAUGCAGAGGCUCCGUGAGUUGGCCCCUGGGGAGUUUCAAUGGGACCUUGUCAGCCUCGUUGAUAGGAUGUUCAAGGUUGAGUUUCCUUUCGUGGAGGAUCUGCAGAUGUUGUUGAGCUUUGGGAUGUGUAAGGUGCCGACAACGGAUGGUAUCCUUGAGUUUCAAGAGUGGAAGCUUGUUGAGCCUCAGGGCAAGCUGCUUACUCAGGCGUGGCUGCGAUUCUCCGGGGCUCCCUCCAGGCCGCUGCAGGAUGCUCGGGUUAUGGCCACUAUGGGCAUUUUAGUGGGGAAGCCUGAGCAUGUGGAUAUGGAAUUCACCAGAGCUCAUGGGAUUGCUCGGGUUUUGGCUAGUAUUUUGAACAUUGAGUAUGUACCGGAAGUGGUUAAGUGGGCUUAUCGAGGCAGGAUUUAUGAUCUGGUUAUUGAGUUUGAGGAUGAGAGCCUUCUGGUUGCGCCGGCUCAUGACUCUGACGUGGAUAUGCACGAGGGUGAUGGCGGUGCGGGAGUACGGGAGCCGCCGGUCGAGGACCCUGGACGACAGCUGUCCAAGGGGCCGGGGCCCGAGCUUGCGUCGACCGGGGAUGGAACAGUCCCACCCACCGUGGUACCUUCGACGACUCUGAGAUUUGGGUCUUUUGAGCAUUCUUCUGCUCCCCCGAAGCUGUGGAGUGAUCGGAUCGAGUCCGAGGAGGCUUUUGAGCUCGAGUUACCGGCUUUGAGGUUGGAGGGUGCUGUGGACACGAUUCCUGGGGGUCGGCAGGUGGCCACUCCCUCUCGUGCUCAGCACAUGGUACCUCCGCAGGAGGUGACGCAGCUUGUUGUACCUGGCCUAUCGGGUGGGGCCCUGGGGCAGGCAGCCUCGGGUUGCUAUCCUUCUGCUGAGGAAGGGGAUUCGGGGCAGGUGGCUCCCGUGUCCUUUUCUUCGCCGGGAGGGGGUCUGGGGCAGGGGGCCUCGGAUACCUCCUCUCCCGUCGCGUCUACCUUUCGGUUGAUGGCGGCUCUGCCUUCGGGAGAGGGCUCGGGGCAGGUGGCCUCGGAGCUUUCUCCUCCUUCGGCGCCUCUGUGGGUAGCUUCUCCGGUGCUGGGUGGGGAGCGAGGGCAGAUGGCCCUUGUUCGGCCUCCACCACCCACCCUGCCAGCUUCGCCGGGCGGGGCGCUCCACAAGUCCGCGGUCUUCGUGAGUGCUUGCCCUCUCUCGGGCGAGGUUGUGGGUGAGCCCGUGCAGCUGGAUCGGCCAGCUGGUUGGGGUGCGGCAGGAGGUCGGACCCCGACCGCGAUCUCUCGGGAGGAGGUUAUUGCGUUUGGAGGGAUUCAGGAUCCGGUAUUUGAGGGGCGCCGGGUGAGUGGUCGUCUUCAGACACAGCCGGAUGUGGACGACAUUCAGCAGCGGUGCGCCAUGAGGGCGGCCAAGCUUCGUGACGUGGAGGUCACUACUGGUAUGUCGGUCAAUACUUCUAAUUCCAUUUUGCAUUUUUCUAAUGAUGAGAUUGUUCAAAAUGCAAAUCAAUUAGGAGUUUCGUUGGGUAGUAAUGACACUGAAAUCUCUAAUUCUAUUAAUGAUCUUUUAGACCUAGAGGCUGAGCGGGCCUUAGAGAUGAUUCGUAAUAUUGCGGCUGUUAAACUCAUGAGUGAUUCUGAGGUUGAUGCGCUCGGGGUCAGGGUGCUCGACAAUUUUUGUGCGGAUCUUAUGCAACCUAAUACUGACGAGGAUGUAGAGGCUGAUUCUACCGAGAUAGUUUUGGCUAGCCCCUCUGAGACUGGUUGUGAGGACCAGUUGCAGAGUCAAACUGUUCCCAAGCGCAAGUGGAAACGGAAGGUAUACCCGGUAUCCGCAGUGCGUAGGAGUGCUAGGAUCCGUACGGCAAAAAAAUUCCAUGAUGAACUAUGAAAGGAAUAUUCUGGAAUACCAGAGGUCUAUAGGACUUGGCUAAACGAAGGUUUCUUGCUGAGGCGUCUGUCGAGCAUUGUUUAGAUUUUAUCGCUCUAUCAGAGACAGGUAGAGAUAAUUUCGCGCUUCAAUUUCUAAAUACUUUAUCGGGAGGUAUAGAUUUUGAUUGGCAUUGCUUGCCGCCGAGAGGGAGGUCGGGUGGAAUCCUUCUCGGAGUUAGGUGCGAAGCGCUUGAGGUUCGCAGUGUGGUCAUGGGAGACUUUGCUGUCAAGUUUAGGAUGCGAUCGAAGGUUGAUGGGUUUAAUUGGGCUCUUGUUGCGGUAUAUGGUGCUGCACAGCCCGAGCUCAAGCCCGAGUUCUUGGCUGAUCUUGUUCGGAUUUGUGGUUCCGAGCAGUUGUCCAUCCUGGUGGGGGGUGAUUUCAAUAUAAUUAGAUGGCGUGAGGAUAAGAACAAUGAUAAUUUUGAUGGCCGAUGGUCGUUCAUGUUUAAUACUACCAUUGAAAGUUUGGACCUGAGAGAAAUUGAGCUCUCGGGUAGAAAAUUUACCUGGGCUAACGCGAUGCCAGAUCCGACGUAUGAGAAGUUGGAUCGAGUGUUGGCCAUCGUCGAUUGGGAACAAAAGUUUCCCUUGGUGACUGUCCAGGCCUUGUCCCGUGGUAUUUCUGACCAUACGCCAUUAUUUGUCGACUCUGGUGAACCCACCCAUCUGGGGAACAAAAAUGUGUUCUCCUUUGAGAUGGCUUGGUUUGAACGAGAAGGUUUCCUUGAUCUCGUGGUCAAAGAGUGGGCUAAGG